CCGCCCAGUAGUGCGAUAUGCGCAUUCCUUUUGGCUUCCUGAAAUGACUUUCUUGUCUGAGAGGGUCCAACAUCACUGUACCACCAGCUAUGAUGUUUUCCGGACUGUCUUGAAAUAAAGUCUCUUCCCGACCUCCAAAUUGCUGCCAGAAUGUCAUCCAUAGAUCCCUAUCAGUACAUCAUAGUUGAGCAUCAGUAUUCUCAUAGAUUGAAAGUAAAUGUGGUGAGAGCUGAAAAUGUUACGAAAGGAGCAUUUGGGGAUUUAUUGGACACCCCAGACCCUUACGUGGAACUGUCCAUACCAACCACACCAGAGUCAAGAAAACGGACACACCACAUAAAUAACGACAUUAACCCGAAAUGGAAUGAAACAUUUGAAUUCAUAUUGGAUCCCAAUCAACCCAAUGUUUUGGAGAUGACACUGAUGGAUGCUAAUUAUGUCAUGGACGAAACUCUGGGCACAGCUAAAUAUUCCCUCUCAAAGCUCAAAGUGGGGCAGACAGAGCAUGUGACCCUAUCUAUUGGCAAGACGACAAAAGUGUUCCUCGACUUGUUCUUAGAAGUGUGUGGAUCCACAGACUUGCGCUUCAGCAUGGCACUGUGUGAUCAGGAGAAACUCUUCAUGCAGACACGCAGGGACAGAGUUAUGCUCAGCAUCAAGAAGCUUCUAAAAAUGGAAAACCCACGCUUCCUUCCAGCCUCACCUAGAGAAGUUCCCAGCAUCGCCAUUUUGGGUUCUGGAGGUGGUUUCCGUGCAAUGGUUGGUUUCUCUGGUGUGAUGAAGGCUCUGUAUGAAUCUGGGGUGCUUGACUGUGCAACAUACCUGGCAGGACUUUCUGGAUCAACAUGGUAUAUGUCCAUGCUGUACUCGCACCCUGAGUUUCCCGCUAAAGGCCUAGCGGAUAUUAAUAUGGAGCUGAUGAACAGAGUUAGCAAUAACCCGCUCAAACUGCUCCUGCCCCAAAACAUCAACCGCUACGUUAAAGCACUGUGGAAGAAGAAAUCGGCUGGACAGCCUGUCACCUUCACUGACAUCUUCGGGAUGUUGAUCGGAGAGACUCUUAUACCAGGGAGAAUGAACACUAAACUGAGCUCCAUGCAGGCGAAGAUUAAUGAAGGUCAGAGCCCCCUUCCUCUCUUCACCUGUCUGCACGUCAAACCUGAUGUCUCUGAGCUCAUGUUCGCAGACUGGGUGGAGUUCAGCCCGUAUGAGAUUGGCAUGGCCAAAUACGGCACCUUCAUGUCUCCAGGGCUGUUUGGAAGCAAGUUCUUUAUGGGAAGCGUUGUGAAACAAUAUGAGGAAAACCCCAUUCAUUUCCUUAUGGGUGUAUGGGGCAGUGCUUUCUCCAUCCUCUUUAACCGGGUUCUGGGGGUGAAGGAGACAACCAGCAGUAGCACAAUGGAGGAGGAGCUAGAGCAAAUUAAACCCGAGCAUAUUGUGGGUGAUGAUUCAGCGGAUAAUGAAGAGGAAACUCAAAGGGGAGGCACAGAGAACGCAGAGGCAGAAGAUGAGCGGCAGCGUCAUGCCCAGGCUAGCUGGGUUCAGCGCAUGUUGACCUCCAUAAUGGGGGACACCACCCUUUUCACCACACGUGAGGGCCGUGCCGGCAAGGUGCACAAUUUCAUGCUGGGACUCAACCUAAACUCUACCCUGCCCUUCUCUCCCUUCAGCGGCUACACGAACCAGACCUCAGUGGAUGAGGAGGUUGAUGCUGUUACAGAUCCUGAUGAGUUUGAGAGAAUCUAUGAGCCCCUAGAUGUGAAGAGUAAGAAAAUCCACGUGGUGGACAGCGGUCUUACCUUUAACCUGCCCUAUCCUCUCAUUCUGCGGCCACAGAGAGGAGUUGAUCUCAUCAUUUCCUUUGACUUCUCAGCCAGGCCCAGUGACUCCAGCCCACCAUUUAAAGAAAUACUGUUGGCUGAAAAAUGGGCCCGUAUGAAUAAGCUGCCGUUCCCUAAGAUCGAUUCGAAAGUAUUUGACCGAGAGGGUCUGAAAGAGUGCUAUGUGUUCAAACCCAACAAGGGAGACAAGACCUGCCCCACCGUCAUUCAUUUCGUCUUGGCCAACAUCAACUUUCGGAACUUUAAAGCCCCAGGAGUUCCCAGAGACACAGACAAAGACAUUGAGUUUGGCGACUUUGACAUAUUUGACGAUCCAGCCUCUCCCUACUCUACUUUCAACUUCCAAUACUCCAACCAGGCCUUCAAGAGGCUUCAUGACCUCAUGGAGUUCAACACGCUCAACAACAUUGAGGUUAUAAAAGAAGCGAUUAAAGACAGCAUUAUGCAGAGACGAGAGAACCCCUCACGCUGUUCGGUUUCCCUAUCACUCAAUGAGAUUGAAAACAAGAAGUUCCUGAAACGAGAUACCAGCAUUGCAAAACGACACACCUAACAGAUAGCUGCAACAAGCUACCCAACAGCCAUGACGUGUGAGACUGCAUCGAUCCACGGGUGCUGGUUCUCAUUCAGCCAUUUCAUGAGAAUCACUGAGCAGAUUCAUCAGACAAGACUGGAUUGACCUUAUUACAGGGUCAUUUUUAUGCUGCCUUCCAGACAACUUUGAAUUCUCCCACCUCCUACUUAAAGAUAACCACUGGAAAGGGGCUUUUGGUCAGACUUCCAAUUCAUACCAACCAGGGUUAACUAAAAUUAAAACCACGUUUAUCAAUGAUUCUAAAAUAACACUCCAAUAAAAAGGGCAAUUUGAUGUCAUUACCAAGAUGGUGGCAAAUAAAAUGACAUUCCGUUGGUUGUUUUGAGGUAGAGGUGGACAAUUCCAAAAAUCCAGGUCGUCUGGAACGCGUCAUGAGUGGAACGCUCUAAUGGUGGGAAAUGGAAAACUUCAAUUCAAGUCUUCCCACCUAAGACUUCAUCUAGAAUGCAGCAUCAGGAACACAGAAUCUACAGGCAUUUUUGUAUCUUCUGCACUGAUUUUGGGGGAACGUCUAUGGAAUAGAUUUGAAUAUGUGACCCUGGACCACAAAACCAGUCAUAAGUAGCACGGGUAUAUUUGUAGCAAUAGCCAACAAUACAUUGAAUGGGUCAAAAUGAUCGAUUUUUCUUUUAUGACAAAAAUCAUUAGGAUAUUAAGUAAAGAUCAUGUUACAUGAGGAAAUUUUGUACAUUUUCAAUAUAUCAAAAUUUCAUUUUUGAUUAGUAAUAUGACUUAAUUUGGACAACUUUAAAGGCGAUUUUCUCAAUAUUUAGAUUUUUUUGCACCCUCAGAUUCCAGAUUUUCAAAUAAUUGUAUCUCUAACAAACCAUCCAUCAAUGGAAAGCUUUAUUUAUUCAGUUUUCAGAUUAUGUAUAAAUCUAAAUUUGAAAAAAAAAAAUUGACCCUUAUGACUGGUUUUGUGGUCCUGGGUGACAUAUGGUCAAAUUUGUUGUGUGUGGUGAAAAGAUCUGAGAGACGAGAGUACUGAAAACAUUAUCAAAUUAGCCAAAAUAUGUAAUAAACAAACACAAUGGGCAGGGGACGUGAAGAACUUAACAACAUUCAGAACCAUCUCCCACCUUCAUUUCCAAACGGUUAUUGAAUCUUCAUGUUAAAGUGCUUACAAAUCUGUCUGUGUACUUCUCGGCGGGUUCCAAGGAGCCAAGUACUUGCAGCUUUGUUUUAACUUGACAUUUUAGCAGUUAAUACUGUUCUGCGAGUAAUUUACGGUCUCAGUGGCGGCCUGAGCCUCAGGACACGCUGUUCCUCAUGUUUCUACCUGUGUGAUAAGAAAACAAUUUAUGUUCUCCGUUCAGUUCUACUGUGACGCACCUAUGACCAGUAGAUGGUCGGUGGUUAGCCUUGCCUUCAGGACAGGAUUCAUCUCAUAUUUUAGUGAAAGAUUCAUUGCUUAGGAACUGGAUUCAGCUGCUUCUAUUUAUUUUUCUUACAAAUGUCGUCUCCUGCCCAAGGGGUGAAAAGAAGAAGGUAAAAUGCCAUCUCACACCUCCCAUGCAGGAUUACACCUCCUUGUGAGGCAUCAGGAACAAUGACGUGAUGGGACAUGUUGUGAAAAUCUCAUUUCCUGUUUGUAUCAGAAAUAUUUGUGGCACAUACAAAUCUAACUUCACACAUAAUCAUUCCUCUGGUUUACAUACUUUAUGAUGAAAUUGUAUACAGGAUUAUUUAUUUGUAUGCUUAUUGUGUAGUUAUUGUGUUUUAAAAUUCAUUUUUCGAUUUGGACGUCUCAAAAUCAAACAUUUGAAGUAAAUGUCAAUGAGAAAAAAGUGUGUAAUGCAGAGCAGGCAAGGUCAUUCAUAAAACUGAACUGAGGUCAGUAGGAUAAAGGUGGCAGGUAGAUACCAGAAAGUGGUAAAAAAUAGACCUAAGCAUUAGAGUGCACUUUAGGUCCAAAAUAAAUGUCUGUUGUUACACAUUCUGUUUGUGGUCUGUACAGUUAGAAUUUGACAUAAUCGUUAUGUUGCGAACGAUAUAGAUUCUUUAAAAGGGGGCAUGUACUGUAUUUUUGUAUGAUUCAUGUAUACACAAUAGAGUUAUCUGUCAUGUACAUUUAAGUAACGUUACUAGCCUGUGUAGUGUUGUGCAUAAACAUAAUAAAAGGAUAUUCAUGCUGAUGAA
Onychostoma macrolepis is the source of this 4575-nucleotide messenger RNA. RefSeq names its product phospholipase A2, group IVAa (cytosolic, calcium-dependent) (gene pla2g4aa). Gene Ontology annotation, biological process: glycerophospholipid catabolic process. Bases 151 to 2394 code for a protein of 747 amino acids. Gene Ontology annotation, cellular component: endoplasmic reticulum; nucleus; Golgi apparatus. The transcript has 18 exons. NCBI's taxonomy places the organism in Eukaryota, Metazoa, Chordata, Actinopteri, Cypriniformes, Cyprinidae. The record is from RefSeq and is a predicted model, not a curated record. Gene Ontology annotation, molecular function: calcium-dependent phospholipid binding; calcium ion binding.